ACUUCGGCAGGUCACGGGUGGAGUCCAAGGCUGUACGGAGGCGGACGCAGCUUGCUGAGCUCAGAUAAUAAGCCUUGACAAAGAAGUGAUUGAUAAUAAGCAAGAGGAGCGAUAAAAAAGCCGUGGCCGGCUCCCAGCGCGGGGCGGUUGCACAGGUUGGGGUGUCAGGGCUACGUCACACGCUGAAUGCCAGGGCAAGCGGCACCCCGGGAGCGCGGGGCUCGCCCUGGGGCUGGCGACGGCCACGUUCAGGGGGGGAACUUUGGCCUUUCCAGCCAAGGUCGCUGCUUUUCGCGGGGGUUCCCGGCACGGCGGGUACCAUGGCACAAGUUCACUGCUCACGCCCCCAUUUCUUGUGUCCCGCAGAUCCUCCCCGGCCUCUACCUCGGGAACUUCAUCGAUGCCAAAGACCUGGAGCAGCUAAGCCGGAACAAGAUCACCCACAUCGUUUCGAUCCAUGAAUCUCCCCAGCCCUUGCUGCGUAGGGUCCCGUGCCCGACACCACCGUGAAGGUCUCUCAAGAGGCACUUCAAGGAAUGCAUCAGUUUUAUCCACCAGUGUCGCCUGCACGGAGGGAACUGCCUCGUCCACUGCCUCGCCGGCAUCUCCCGCAGCACCACCGUGGUCGUUGCCUACGUGAUGGCCGUCACGGAGCUGAGCUGCCAGGAGGUGCUGGAGGCCGUCCGAACCGUCCGGCCCGUUGCCAACCCCAACCCCGGCUUCAAGCAGCAGCUGGCUGAGUUCGGCGGCGGCGCCGCCCGCAAGGUCCGCAGGCAGCUGAAGCAGAGGUACGGGACGUCCCCCUUCAACGAUGAGGAAGAAAUAAAGGCCCUGCUGCCGGCGGGGAGAGGAGGCUCGUCCAGGACGGAGGGAACGCUGCAAGGACUGGUCCCAAGAGCCAGAGACAUCAGGAGCACGACUCCCUUCCUGCUGCGGGUGAAGAGGACGUUCUCCUGCAUCCCGGCUUGUCUGAAGUGACCCAGGCAAGGGAGAGCCGCGGGAAUCACCCAGCAGCCUGGGAGAGACGAAGGAGCCGCAGCGCAGCGGGCCGGGGCAGCGCCGCUCGGGGGAGCCGUGCCCAGCCCAGCUCCUUCUUCUCUUCUGGGGCGCGAGCGUGCCACCCCUGUCCUGGCUCUCGGCUGUCGGGGAGGGAGCUGUGGGCACCGCCGGGCUCCGCAGCGCUCACUGGGCUCAGCUUUGCCCCAUCAGCGUAGCGGGGAUGCCCAAUGAAAGGCGCAGGUCCCUGCCCCGGGUCACCGCGGGCUCCUGCUUGGGGCAGAGCGACAGAGGGGUCCCUCCUGCCGCGGGGCAGCACCCAGGCGAUGACAGCAGCAGCUUUAGCACCUGGGCACCCACCGCGUUGGCCCGGAGCAGUUUUCCCCACCAGCAGCACAAGCUCCCAGAGCCGCGGCGGCCGCGGAGCGGGGACACGCAGGUGCGUUGGCAGGUAACGGCACCGCGCCGGCUCCCGGGCAAGGGUCCAGCUCCAGCCCCGCCAGCACAAGCCCUGAGCCAGCACUGUAGCUUUAGGAGCCCAUCGCACCCCGUUCCCACCCAUCCCAGGGCACAAUCUUUGAAAGGUGGGAGCUAAGCGUUUAACCUGGCCAGACCUCACUAAAGCAGAGCCUUAAGCCAUUUUGCUUAAAGACUUUCUACGUCCCCCCAUAAUAAACUCCGACUCUCUUUGGUCUGA
Molecule: messenger RNA, 1693 nt
Organism: Athene cunicularia (burrowing owl)
Lineage: Eukaryota; Metazoa; Chordata; Aves; Strigiformes; Strigidae
Gene: DUSP15
Product: dual specificity phosphatase 15
Biological process (GO): protein dephosphorylation; positive regulation of JNK cascade; transforming growth factor beta receptor signaling pathway
Cellular component (GO): cytosol
Molecular function (GO): protein tyrosine/serine/threonine phosphatase activity
Source: RefSeq, a predicted model, not a curated record